AUGGCGGGAGUUGGCGAGUCCAAGCAGGGCGAUGGCUUGCUGAUCAUCAACGCGGGUCUGUUCCGCACUGGGACGAAAUCAAUGGCCCGCGCCUACCAGAUCCUCGGCUACAAAACGCAUCACGGACUCCUCGAAAAAGUCACAGAUACCCCCUGGGUCCAGUUGGAACAGGCCGCGGAGGCGACCUGGCCAUCCGUGCCAGGCGCACGACCCCGAGCGCCCUUCACCUGCGCCGACUGGGACGCGUUGUGGGGCGCGCAGUACGACGCCGUCACCGACCUGGCGUCCCCUUUUGCCCUGGAACUUAUCCGAGCCUAUCCACAUGCGAAAGUUGUCAUUGUACAGCGCAAUUUUGAGAGAUGGUGGCCCAGCUUCCAGGCUGAGGUCCUUGAUCGUGUCAUGCGGCAGCCCAUGGCGGCAAUCAACGGCUUCCUUGGGCUGCAUUUGAUGGGUAUACCGGCUGUGCAGGCGAUGCGCAAGACCCAUUUCGGUUUCUUCGGCGCCCAGAGUCGGGCUGAGAUUCUGGCGAAUACGAGACACGUAUAUGAGGCGUACUACCGCGCUGUACGGGAGACAGUUCCACCUGAACGGAGGCUGGAGUACCACAUGGGCGAUGAAUGGGAACCCCUCUGCGCGUUUUUGGAUGUGGCUGUGCCGGAUGUACCAUUCCCGAGGGAGAAUGAUGCAGAUACACACGCAGAAGAGGCGAAAGCACGCACGAGGCUGAUUUGGACGGCCGGCGUCACGGUUGCAGCGCCUGUGAUGCGUGGGUUGGCUGCCAUGUGGGCUGCCUUUGCGCUCACUCGCCAGGUUUGA
Messenger RNA from Penicillium canariense, 816 nucleotides. RefSeq names its product sulfotransferase family protein. The transcript has a single exon. NCBI's taxonomy places the organism in Eukaryota, Fungi, Ascomycota, Eurotiomycetes, Eurotiales, Aspergillaceae. The record is from RefSeq and is a predicted model, not a curated record. The coding region runs from base 1 to 816 and encodes 271 amino acids.